AUUGUGUCUUUACCGGUUCGCUGCUGCUGCUGUUGUGUUUUCAUUCCGUCUGUGUUCGGUCAUGGCUGCUCAUUCCGCUGAAGAUCCGUUCCCGCUUCACGGGCUGCUUCCUAAGAAAGAGACCGGUGCUGCCUCCUUCCUGACCAGGUUUCCGGAGUACGAUGGCCGGGGGGUGCUCAUUGCGAUCCUCGACACCGGGGUGGACCCGGGGGCCCCGGGCAUGCAGAUCACAACAGACGGGAAAGCCAAGAUCGUGGACAUCAUUGACACGACAGGCAGCGGUGAUGUGAACAUGUCCACUGUGGUGGAGGUGAAGGACGGGACAUUGACGGGACUGACCGGACGUACGCUCGCGAUUCCUCCUGCAUGGGUCAAUCCAUCUGGGAAUUAUCACAUUGGAAUAAAGAACGGCUAUGAUUUUUUCCCUAAAGCUCUCAAAGAAAGAAUACAGAAAGAGCGUAAGGAGAAACAAUGGGACCCAUCACACCGAGCAGCUCUCGCUGAGGCCAAUCGCAGAUUAGAAGAGUUUGAUCAGACUCAUCCGAACCCUUCACAGACAGAGAAACUACAGAGAGAAGAGCUACAGAGUCAAGUGGAGCUGUUAGGAUCUCUGGAGAAGAAGUACACUGAUCUGGGGCCUGUGUAUGACUGUGUGUCCUGGCAUGAUGGCGUCACAUGGAGGGCUGUAGUGGACACCUCAGAAACAGGAGACCUGUCGUCCUGCACCGUGUUGAGCUCUUACAGAGAAAGACAGGAAUACUCAACACUGGGAUACGCCGAAAUGCUCAAUUACUCCAUAAACAUCUAUGAUGAAGGGAACACGCUGUGCAUCGUCACCAGUGGAGGUGCUCAUGGGACACAUGUAGCCAGCAUCGCAGCGGGUCACUUCCCGGAUGAGCCUGAGAGGAACGGUGUGGCUCCAGGAGCUCAGAUUCUGGCUAUAAAGAUCGGAGACACUCGCCUCAGCACCAUGGAGACGGGCACCGGCCUCAUACGAGCUAUGAUUGAGGUGAUCAAUUAUAAGUGUGAUCUGGUGAACUACAGCUAUGGAGAAGCUACACAUUGGCCCAACUCAGGGAGGAUCUGUGAGGUCAUCACGGAGGCUGUACAGAAAUAUAAUGUUUUAUUUGUAUCAAGCGCGGGGAAUAACGGUCCGUGUCUGUCCACUGUGGGCUGCCCUGGAGGAACUACCAGCAGUGUGAUUGGUGUCGGUGCGUACGUCACCCCUGACAUGAUGGUGGCCGAAUACUCUCUGAGAGAAAAACUUCCUCCGAAUCAGUACACGUGGUCGUCCCGUGGGCCCAGUACGGACGGAGCUCUGGGCGUCAGUAUCAGCGCUCCCGGAGGCGCCAUCGCCUCUGUGCCCAACUGGACGCUCCGCGGCACACAGCUGAUGAACGGAACAUCCAUGUCCUCACCGAACGCCUGUGGUGGGAUCGCUCUCAUACUCUCAGGGCUGAAGCAGAACGAUGUGCGGCCCACGGUGCCAGCUGUACGCAGAGCUCUAGAGAACACGGCUGUUAAAGUGGAGGACAUCGAAGUGUUUGCGCAGGGUCACGGCAUCAUUCAGGUUUUAACAUUUUCUUACAAACACGCGUUAGCAAAUAAAAUGUACGGAAGAGCCUUAAAAUAUGCGACGAAAAUUGUGGAGGACAAACCCAGUAAAGAAAAUUGGAGGAAUUGUAUUCAGUUGAUGAAGUCUCUGGGCUGGAUUCACUCCGUCUCAUACGCUGAGAACUCACUCCCCAUCAUGUAUCCAUCUGACUACACACCGUUCUAAACCUGUACCGUGGUAAAAUCCACCUUCACACCACCCAGACACCUUCAGCACAGGACACAAGCCUUUAAAUCCAGAUGUUUGUUUUUAACUAGGAAGACUUUGAAACUGUUGGAAAACCAAUCAACACGUAUCACAACAAUCCCAUAAUGCCAUGCUGUGUGGUGAUCUGUGAAUGGAUGGGAUGGAUUUUCAUGGUUUGACAUCUGUCAGUUUUACACUUCUUUAAUAAUGUAUAUUCUUCUUUAUAAAUCAUUGAAACAGGACUUUCUGUGGACCUUUGGAGCGUCUGCCAACAAAACUAAAACAAACGAAUGGGACUCGUGUAUAAAUACAUACAAUAUAACAUCAUUAUAACUUGAAGGCAAUAUCAUAUAAACUUUCAGUUCUGUGGUUGAAUUUCACCCCAAAACUAAAAGAAGGAUGAAGUUAUAUAUUAAUGUUAGAUUGUGAUGGUAAUGCCAAAGCAUCUCAUGCUCAUCGCUACAAAUGAAACAACAUUUCCAUGAUGUAAAAUGAAGUUCAGUGUUUGUCUUUUCAUUUUGGGGUGAAAUCUUUGAGUUUUAUCUAAAUCAAAUGUAUGCAUGUUUUCUAAAGACAUAUCAUGUUUGAUAGCUGUUAAUCUUGUGAUUUAAGUAGGGCUUUUAGUGUGUGUGUGUGUGUGUGUGUGUGUGUGCGUGCGUGAAGGAGAGGUGAUGUUGGUGUGAUGAUUUUCACUUUUGUUCAUCUUUUUUUUUUUAAGGUUUGUAAUAUCACGAUCACCUCGUCUUUUAGAAAGCCAGCAUUUUGUUCUUUGUUUAAUAAUACACACGCACACAGUGUCAAAGGAAGAAAUACCUCCUGAUGUGAUGUCACAGUAAACAGUUUUAUUUUAAUAGUUUGGGUUUUAUUUGCUGGUUUGAUGUUCAGGUCUCACAGCUUUUUUAAUAAUGGCCUUAAAUCUUUAGUCCCGUCCUACACUUCAGGAAUCUUCAUAUCACGUCUGUAUCCAAAACUCUUGAACAUCUACAGUACAGAUAUAUUUAUGAAUGUCUUGUAUUUAUAAAGUAUAAAAGCCAAUGCCAUUAUUUUAAAAUCCUUUUAAUUUCAUUAAUGUUGUGUUAUUUUAUAUCCAUUACUUCUCAUUUCAGAAGUAUCAGCCAUUAUUUUGGUAAAUGUCCUAAAUAAUGUUUAUUGAUGAUCGUUCUUAAUAAAAGGAUCUGAAACUGA
This is a messenger RNA of Misgurnus anguillicaudatus (oriental weatherfish), 2986 nucleotides long. The record is from RefSeq and is a predicted model, not a curated record. Lineage: Eukaryota; Metazoa; Chordata; Actinopteri; Cypriniformes; Cobitidae.